GCACUGCUGGUGUUUGUGGCCUCCCCAUGAGGAAAGCUUUGGACAGACAGGGGCAACCUGCCCUUGGAUGUGCACCUUUGGGCUGAUGCAUGGGCUUCUUACCGGCUUCAGCACUACAAGUAACACGGUGAAUACUGUGGAGAGGGAGUAGAAGAAGUGAGCUGCUCUAUGGAUAAUGCAUUGGGUUCUUCUGCACAUAUGUAGAAUAAGGUCCAGCUAGCAAGCCAGAAGUGAGGAAGUUGUGGAAGAAGAUUGCUCAGAGAAGCAGAAGGGAUAUAGUACAGCUGGAGUUUUUAUUGGAAGCCAUAUCUGUCCAGGAUUGAAAGGAUGAUGGGGAUGUAAUUCAACAGAUACAUUUGGAGGGACCAGAAAACAAGGUCAUCAACAUAUAACUCAACAACUAUGGCUGAGAAGUGCAAUUAAGGCUAUCGCUCUGUGACAAUGCAGCAAACUCUGCUGGAGCAUGAAGAAGGCUCAGAAGUUCAUAUCUGCCUUGAGUGACGUUUGACAAAAAAUGUUACAGCGGUUUUGUCUCUGGAAAUGGUUAGCUGUAGGGAUUGCAGUUGCUACUAUCUUAGCAGUUUGUUUGGCCCAGAAUGAUGAAGAUUGCAAAUUGGCCAGAACAGGUCCUCCAGCCACAAUAGUGCCUAUUGAUGAAGAAAGUCGGAAUGGCACUAUACUGGUUGAUAAUAUGCUGAUCAAAGGGACAGCAGGAGGGCCGGACCCCACCAUUGAACUCUCCUUAAAGGACAACGUAGAUUACUGGGUGAUCCUUGAUCCUAUCAGCCAGAUGUUAUACCUAAAUAGCACUGGCCGAAUUCUGGACAGAGAUCCGCCAAUGUCCAUUCAGUCCAUUGUGGUGCAAGUCCAGUGUGUUAACAAAAAGGUUGGUACCAUUAUCAACCAUGAAGUGCGGAUUGUGGUGAGAGACAGGAACGAUAACUCUCCUCGGUUCCAGCAGCAGCAAUACUAUGUGGCAGUAAAUGAGUUAACUCCAGUCGGAACAACCAUCUUUACAGGUUUUUCUGGAAACAGCGGUGCUACUGACAUCGAUGAUGGUCCAAACGGCCAGAUAGAAUAUGUCAUCCAGUACAAUCCUAACGACAAGACUUCCAACAGGACCUUUGAUAUUCCUCUCACUUUGUCUGGAGCAGUAGUUCUACGGGAAAGACUAAAUUAUGAAGAAAAGACUCGUUAUUUUGUCAUUGUUCAAGCAAAUGACCGAGCCCAAAAUCUUAAUGAGCGAAGGACAAGUACAACCACCCUGACAGUAGAUGUGCUUGAUGGGGACGAUUUGGGACCAAUGUUUCUUCCUUGUGUCUUGGUGAAUAAUACUCGCGACUGUAGGCCUCUCACCUACCAAGCGAGCUUGCCAGAACUGACUGAUCCUGCACACGUGAAUCCCAUCAGUGUCACUCCACCCAUACAAGCCAUAGAUCAGGACCGAAACAUCCAGCCUCCUUCUGAUCGACCGGGCAUCCUCUAUUCCAUCCUAGUUGGUACUCCUGAGGAUUAUCCACAGUAUUUCCAUAUGAAUCUUACAACAGCUGUACUGACACUCCUAAAGCCAAUAAAUAGGGAUUUACACCAGAAGUUUGACUUGGUUAUUAAGGCUGAACAAGACAACGGUCAUCCUCUUCCUGCCUUUGCCAAUCUGCAUAUUGAAGUCCUUGAUGAGAACAAUCAGAAGCCUUACUUCACAAGAUCUACGUAUGAGGGCUUCAUCCUUGAAUCCUCCCCAGUGGGAACGACCAUCUCUGACAACCAGAAUCUGACUUCUCCGCUACAAAUCAUAGUGUUGGACAAUGACGUGGAGGAGACCAAGGAUCCCCAGCUCCAUCUCUUUCUGAACGAUUACAAUACAUUUUUCACUGUGACUCAGAGUGGCAUCACCCGCUACCUCACCCUGCUGCAGCCUGUUGACAGAGAAAUCCAGCAGCUUUACACCUUCUCGAUGACAGCUUCUGAUGGUGUACAGGAGAGUGUCCCAGUGACAGUCAAUAUCCUGGUGAUUGAUGCAAAUGAUAAUUCCCCAGCGUUCUCCAAUAUAUCAUACAAUGUCAAGAUUUAUACAGAUAUGAGGCCUGGGGAAAGUGUUGUAAAGCUCACCGCUGUAGAUGCGGACGAGGGACCCAAUGGACAGAUAGUAUAUGAAAUUUUGGCUGGGGAUCAGGGAGACUUCAUCAUCAAUGACCGAACAGGCCUUAUCACCAUUGCUCCAGGAGCUGUAUUGUCAGUGGGGCGAUCCUAUGCUCUCACUGUCAAAGCAUCUGAUAGUGCUCCUCCUGCGCAGAGAAGAAGCUCUAUUACUACUGUUUACAUUGAGGUCCUUCCGCCCAACAACCAGAGCCCUCCCCGCUUUCCCCAGCUGAUGUACAGCCUUGAAGUCAGCGAGGCCAUGAGAAUUGGAGCAGUUUUGUUAAACCUGCAGGCUUUUGAUAGAGAGGGUGACCCUAUAAGAUACCUCAUUCAGAAUGGAGAUCCUCAACAAGUUUUUAAUCUCUCUCAAAGUUCUGGACUGCUAGCCUUAGGAAAGCCCUUGGACAGAGAAAGCACUGAUCGCUAUAUUCUGAUUGUUACAGCCUCGGAUGGCAGACCAGAUGGGACCUCAACUGCUACUGUUAAUAUAGUGGUGACGGAUGUAAAUGACAACGGACCAGUUUUUGAUAUGUUUCUACCUAAAAACCUGUCUGUACAGGAAGAGGAAGCCAAUGCUUUUGUUGGUCAAGUAAGGGCUACAGACCCAGAUGCUGGUGUUAAUGGUCAAGUUCAUUACAGUUUGGCAAACUUCAACAAUCUUUUCCGAAUCACAUCAAAUGGUAGCAUUUAUACAGCAGUUAAACUGAACAGAGAAGUAAGGGACUAUUACGAACUUAUCGUUGAAGCAACAGACGGAGCUAUGGACCCACGCCGUUCAACACUGACUUUAGCGAUCAAGGUGCUGGACAUUGAUGACAACAGCCCUGUUUUUACUAAUGCUUCCUACACUGUCUGCGUGCCAGAAAAUCUACCACCAGGCACUGUCUUCCUGCAGAUAGAGGCGAAGGAUGUUGAUCUUGGUUCUGAUGUUAACUAUCGAAUACGGACCCAGGAAGCACUACAGUAUUUUGCACUGAACAAGUAUACAGGCGAGUUAUCGCUUUUGAAGUCCUUGGAUUAUGAAUCAUUCUCUGACACAGAAGCAACCUUCACCUUCCUCGUGGAAGCCUUCGACAGCAAGGGCACUAUGCCUCCUGGUCUCGCUACUGUCACAGUAAGGGUAAAGGAUAUGAAUGAUUACUCUCCAGUAUUUAGCAAAAAGCUCUACAGGGGAAUGGUUGCUCCUGAUGCAGUCAAGGGCACUGUUAUCACUACUGUUUCAGCUGAGGAUCAAGAUCCUCCGGGCACACCAGCAAGUCGAGUCCGAUACAAAGUAGAUGUUGUCCAGUUUCCUUACAGUGCCAGCAUUUUUGACGUGGAUGAAAACUCAGGACGUGUAGUAACCCGAGUAAACCUAAACGAAGAGCCAAGUACAGUGUUUAAGCUAGUGGUUAUUGCAUAUGAUGAUGGAGAUCCUGUGAAGUUCAAUACCACUACCAUAGAAAUUGCUGUACUGCAGCCUUCAGUAAUUCCACGGUUUACGCAGGAUGAAUACAGACCCCCGCCAGUGAGUGAAAGUGCACCAAAAGGAACUGUGGUUACAGUUGUUACAGCAGCCGCCUUGAACCAGACAAUUGUAUAUUCAAUUGUUUCAGGAAAUGAAGAGGAUGUCUUUGCUAUUAAUAACAGAACAGGCGUGAUCUCAGUUAAAAAGUAUCUGGAUUAUGAAAGUGUGAAAAGUUAUGAGCUUCGAGUUCAAGCAGACUCCUUACAAGUGGUACGAUCCAAUCUGCGUGUCCCUUCCAAAAGUAAUACAGCCAAGGUAUUUAUUGAAGUGAAGGAUGAAAAUGACCACGUGCCUGUCUUUACCAAAAAAAUGUACAUUGGAGGAGUGUCUGAAGAUGCCAAAAUGUUUUCUUCUGUGCUUAAAGUUAAGGCUGAUGAUAAAGACACUGGGAAUUACAGUGCCAUGCAGUACAGACUCAUCAUUCCUCCAAUCAAGGAUGGUAAAGAAGGUUUUGUGAUUGAAGCUUACACAGGGCUAAUAAAAACUGCUAUGCUGUUCAAAAAUAUGAGAAGAUCCUAUUUCAAGUUUCAGGUCAUUGCAACUGACAAUUAUGGAAAAGGACUGAGCAGCAAAGCAGAAGUACUUGUCUCUGUGGUCAAUCAGUUGGAUAUGCAAGUCAUCGUCUCUAAUGUUCCUCCCACCCUUGUGGAACAAAACAAAGAUCAACUCAUAGGGAUUUUGGAACGCUAUGUCCAAGAUCAGAUUCCCGGUGCAACGGUCGUGGUGGAAUCCAUCGGUGCACGGAGGUUUGGGGAUGGGUACUCUGAAGAGGAUUACACCAAGUCCGACCUCAUGGUCUAUGCAAUUGACCCACAAACAAACAGAGCUAUAAUGAGGAAUGAACUUUUUAAGUUCCUGGAUGGCAAACUGCUGGAUAUCAAUAAAGAGUUUCAGCCAUACCUGGGGCAGGGGGGACGCAUCCUGGAGAUCCGCACCCCAGACGUGGUAGCGAACGUCAAGAAGCAGGCGCAAGCUGUAGGCUACACGGAAGGCGCGUUACUUGCUCUGGCUGUCAUAAUCAUCCUUUGCUGUAUGCCAGCUAUUUUAAUAGUUAUGGUCAGCUACCGACAGCGACAGGCUGAAUGCGCAAAGACUGCGAGAAUCCAGAUGGCUUUACCAGCAGGCAAACCAGCAAGCACCGCUGCCAAUAACCUCUACGAAGAGCUUGGCGACAGCACCAUGCGAGGAUAUGCACAGCAAGAGCAACAGCAGUUGCUGAGACCUUCUCUUCUCAGACCAGAGGAGUUAAGUAUGGAGUCUGGAAUUGAUCCAGGGCAGGAAUACUAUGGGCAAGAUUACUACAGUUACGAGCACGGGUAUGAACUGCCUCAGUACGGGAGCCGCCGCCGAUUGCUGUCUCCUUCGGGGAUGUAUGAUGAGUAUGGGGAAGUUGUGGUGGAGAAUGAUGGUGGCUACUACUAUAGUCCACAUGGAUCGGCAGCAGAAGAGGGAAUGAGUCAAGGCAGAGGUCCUUCAAGCAGAGUUGUAAGCCAGAGAGCAGGGGCUCAAAUAGAAGGUAGCCCUUUAGGUGGUGGGAUGGAUCUAAGACAUGGUUCUGGAAGAGCAUAUAGGACCAGCCAGGGAAAAAGGAAACUAAGAGCAGUGAUGCAUUUAAGUCGCGUAGCAGUCAGUGCUCACAAAGCAGUAGGAAGAACUGAGUCUGCUCGUUCUCCAUGGAAGAAAGCAAAGAUAUUCCCGAUGAUUCUGCAGAAAGUCAAAGGCAGUAGGAAAGAUUCCAGUUAUGCCAAGUUGAUGUCAGCUCGCCAAGUGGAUGGUGAGAAAAGCAUGAUUAUCAGGGGAAGUUACUUCCAGAAAUCAACAGAUGACAGACCUUCGAUGAGAAAACUAAAUCAUGUGUUAAAACGCAUUAGUGUCUCCAGAAAAUUUCAAGAGCCCAUUGGCGAAGAUUCGGUGCAUGCAAGAGGAAAAGGAGAGGAAGAAUAUGAAAGAGAUGAAGCAAAAUCAGGAGUUUCAAUAAAUAUCACAGCAGAGAGUGAACAUGAGGAUAGUGAUUAUGAGAAGAAGAAGAAGAGAAGAAAAUACACUUCAGAUGAAUCAUCUGUGAAGAGUAGUAGCUCUGGCUCAGAGUCAGAAGGCAAAGACUACUUGAAAGUAACUCUGGACCAAGAUGAAGCCACCGAAAGUACUGUGGACUCAGACGAAGAAACUGGGCACGAUUUUGGGGAUUCUGAUGACGACUCUGGAUCCAGCUCUAGCAGUGAAUCGGAGGAGGACUCAUCUGAAGAGGAUGAUGAUGAGGAGGACUCUGACAGUGAUGAAGAUGUUAGCCUGUCAAAGAGCUCAUCUACACGAAGUUCAUACAGCAAAUCAGGGACUAGUGAGUCCAGCAGUAUAAGAAGCACUGAAAGGUCCGGUAUAAAAAGUAGGGGAGGUAGCUCUCGUGGCAGAGCAAGGCGAUCCAGCCAGAAAUCAAAUAUUAGCUCUAAUGCAUCAGGUAGUGACAGGGACACGAGCUACAGGAAAACUUCAGGAUCCAGCUAUAAGAGCAAAACCUCCUCCGCCAGCCUUGAAAUAGAAGACACAAUAGAAGAGGUGUCAGAAGAAGAUGAACAAGCGGAUGUGGAGCAAGUCAGUGCAAGCCCCAAUGAGAUGGCAGAUAACUCAAAUAAGGCAGUUUCUGAAACAUCUGCCACUGCAAAAACUACUGCUACUGAAGAAGACAAGAGAGGAAAAUCAGCUGUUAAUGGUGAGGAUAGCGUGGAUGAAAGCACAGAAGAGGUUGAUACAGAUGUUAGUGACAGGGAGGAAACUAUCAGUAAGAAUGAAUCUUCUUGCCUAGAAAGCGAAAUCAGUGUCACUUCCAAAGGUACUGAAGGGACAAAAAGCACAGCUAGCCCCACUUCUGGUAAAACUGCUACUUCCCCUGAUACUGAGAAUCAAAGUUCUGACACCAACUGGGCCAGAAAGAAAAGGAUCAAGUUGAUAGUCGACCCAGAGUAUGAGACCAGCUCCACUGGAGAAGACAGUGCUCCUGAUUCCAGCCAGAGGAAUCGUCUUAAUAACCCGAACAUUCAAAACAACAUCAAUGGUAACAUCUACAUUGCACAGAAUGGCUCUGUUGUCAGAACCCGUCGUGUUUGCCUUGGUAAUAAUUUAAAAGUCACGUCUCCAGUGAGGCUGGGGAAACAAUUCAAGAAACUGGACAAGCUUGCAGUGACACAUGAGGAGAAUGUCCCACUGAACACCUUGUCAAAGGGACCAUCUUCUAGUGAUAAAAUGAACACAAGACCUUGCAGUGUCUCCUUUGCUUCCUCUACUAUAGGGGCCGAAAAUAUAGUAACAAAGCCAGGGGGCUCCAAAAUGAAAAGCACAGAAGAGCACGAAUCGGUUGUUGAUAAUGAGGAUGUCAAAGAGCCCUUGGAGUCGCACAGUGAACACACACAGUCAGAUGAAGAGGAGCUCUGGAUGGGCCCUUGGAACAACCUUCACAUACCAAUGACAAAACUGUGAUUUUUUUUUUUUUUUUAAUUUUAAUUUUUACUUCAGUUUAUAAUAAACUGCGCUUUUUAUUGUCACUGAGGAAAAUGUAUGAAAUUUGUAUUGUGCACAUAUGUUGUAUACUACAAACAACACGCUUUAAAGUUUAAAAACAAAAUUUGCACUCACAUUUGUACCAAUUAAUUGUCCUCCCCAACAACUAUUUUGACAGGCUCCCAUUUCACUAAACAAUACUUCAUUUAAAUUAAUUAGGGUUUUUGGAUCUUGAUUUAUUGUUUAAUAAACAGUAAACUACUAAUAAAUGCACAGCAACAUUUGGUUGACUUUUCAGACAGUUCUAUACAUGCCUAGCUUGUUUUUCUGUAUGGUACUUGUGGCUAUACUGUUUAGAUUUGGAAAUUGUCUAUUUAUGUUCAAGAUUUAUAUCCAGAGCUCUUGAUUCUGAACUCAGAGUAAUAAAUUAAAAAUAAAUCCAUGAAAGUCAAUGGAGCAAAUCCUCGGCUGGCUUAAAUUUGAGUAACAAUACCAAAGUCAGUAGUGAUAUACCAGUUUAUGCAAACAGAGGAUCUCGCUCAACACCCAGCUAGCAAACUUAUGUAAGAGUGGAAUUGGAGUUUGUAUGAGUGUAGCACCAUUACAUAGAAAAGUAGAAUAGAAGAUUAAAUAAGAUAAAAAUUACAAAGAGGAAGGAAAUGUAUAGCAAUUAAUCUUAUUCAGAGUUACCUGGCCGUGGUUUGUUCAUUUUCUUUUGUAAAUUAGCUCAUUCCAAUUUUCUUCUCUAGUCAAUUUUUCAUCUUUUCAUCUCUUCCCACAUCAGUUCUGUUUUCUUCUUUAUACGGUCUUUAGCUCUGGUUUUUAUGCUCCAUCAAUAAUUGUCAUCCUAUGGCUAUAUUCCUCCGAAAUAAACCAGGAUGAUACACGAG
This is a messenger RNA of Aquila chrysaetos chrysaetos, 8028 nucleotides long. It is a transcript of the gene PCDH15, whose product is annotated as protocadherin related 15. Gene Ontology annotation, biological process: homophilic cell-cell adhesion; inner ear development; multicellular organism development. NCBI's taxonomy places the organism in Eukaryota, Metazoa, Chordata, Aves, Accipitriformes, Accipitridae. Gene Ontology annotation, cellular component: plasma membrane; catenin complex; adherens junction. The record is from RefSeq and is a predicted model, not a curated record. The transcript has 41 exons. Gene Ontology annotation, molecular function: calcium ion binding; cadherin binding. The coding region runs from base 515 to 7117 and encodes 2200 amino acids.